UUGACAUUUUGCAUCGAUGGGUAGAUACGUCUUGUCUGUCGUUCGUGUAUCAAAUGAUGAGAUCCACGGCUUUUACUAGUAAAACCCGUUAAAACUAUAAAUAUUUAUGUGUAGCAAUGUCGGAUAUCAAUAUGGAAAAGUUCGCGGUGCCAGAGUUCAGCCCCGACCGCUAUGUAAAAGAGUUAGCGAGAUCAUGCGUCGGGGGGGAGGAGCUUCAGCAGCAAAAGGAGAAAAUUCAAACUUUAGCCGAGGAAACCGCAAGUGCUCUGAAGAAAAAUGUCUACGAAAACUACAUGCAGUUCAUCGAGACUGCUACCGAAAUAUCCCACCUAGAAGCUGAGAUGUACAAAUUGUCUCAUCUGCUAAGCGAACAACGUACGGUGCUAACUACGCUAUCACACGCGUCAAUUCUAGGUAACGAAAAUACUUUAUCCCGAGAAUCACUUGACAAUCAUGAUGUAGAAGCCGAAAGAGCAGAGGAGGAACGUAAAAGUAAGUUAAAUUCCAUCACAGAUAAGAUUGAAGGAUGCAUGAACCUUCUAGACACUCCUGACAGAAUUCUUCUCCAUGAAGGCGAUCUGUUAGAGAUAGAUGCGGAUGAAAACACUGCCAUACAGAGAAUGCAUGUAUAUUUAUUCAAUGACUGCCUGAUGUUAACCUCAUGGAUAUCAAAUAGAAGAGGCGGUAUGAGAUACAAGUUUCAGUGUAGCUAUCCUAUUAGUACAUUAGCUGCUGUGAAUGUGAGAGAUUUGGGAAAUGUUAAGCAAGCCUUUAAGGUUCUGGCUUUCCCAGACACAAGAGUUUUUCAGUGCAAUAGUUUGGCAAUUAAAAAAGAUUGGCUCGAUAAGUUUGAGCUGGCUAAAAAGAUGCAUAUUGAAAAAGAAAAUUCCAAACAAAAGAAAAAAGAGGCUCAAGAGAAGCCCAAGUUGGCAUCAAUAGAUUCUCCUAGUCUUUCUGUAGAGGAGUUGCCUUCUCCUCAAAUCCCUCCUUUGCCUGAAUGGCUGGUAGAUGUUACUGAAGAGCUAGAUGUAUUGAUUGUAGAAAGACAUUUCCAAAAAACAUAUGAUUUGAUGAUGUCAGCGCAAAGAACACUGAACACUCAGGAGUUUAAUAAUCACCCGCAGAAACAAGACAUAAUAAAAAAAAUUGAACAGAAACAAAAAGUAUUGAUAGAAAUUUUAUUGAAAGAACUUGAUGUUACUCACAACUGGAGUCCUAGAGGAGGUUUAAGAUCAUCUCGUCACCCAGUUAUUAUAUUGAACAAAUUCAACAUGACCAGUCAGGCGUGUGAAUUAUUUUUAGCAAUAUGUAGUCACACAGUCAAAGUUCAUGUGAAAGGAGUCCAGUUGGAAGGCUCAAUAAAUAGUUAUGUGAAGCAAGUGGGAGAAGUGUUCUUUUGCUCACUUAGUGAUGCCUUAACAGAGUUCAUUACACUGUUUCCUAAGAAUAAACUAAGCGCUUUCAUAGUUUGGGCUAGCCUGCAACUUAGAAUUUUAAUGAGUCAAAUUAUAAAGCAAGUAUUUACCCCGCAAUGUGCUUUAGACUCUGUGCUAGAAUGUGUAGCCAGUUUACGUGAACAGUGUACUUUAUUUUGUGAGUUUGGUCUCGAUUUGAGAUUUCAGUUGGACAGCUGCCUUCGGUCACCAAUCACAAAAGCCUUGAGAGAAUACAAAGAGAAAAUUCUUGAUUCUAUGAAAAGCAAAGUUUCUGAGGAUAAAUGGACCCCAGUGAACAUGCACACUAAAGGUGGAGUAAACAAAUUUUUGAUUCAAAUGGAAAACUUGGGCCUUAUAUUAGCUAAGUAUAUUAUAAAUGAAACAUGGGUUGACCUAUCCAGUAGUACAAUCUGGUUCGCUCAAUCUGUAAUAACGGUGCAGAAAAUUGGACUGAAACUUGUUACAAAAGACAUGAUGGAUGUACUAGAUGAAUGCAUACAUGCUAUAUUCAAAUCUCGCCUUAUGCUCUCUGUAGGUAAUGAUUUUAGUUAUGCCCAGAAAAAUUUUAAGUUUAUCUUGGAUACAGUGAUGCCUCUAAUGCUAAGAUGUUACAAGGAAGAGGUUGGCUAUGACAAUGAGAAGUUAAUGGGACUAGCAAAGCAGUUUGGUCUUAAUGUAGCACCUCCAAAGAAAUCAAACAUCACCAAGUACACCAGCAAUGAGUAUUUAUGAGACUAGAGGAAUACCAUGUUGUGUAUGACACUAUUUUUUGUAAGUGCGCUGAAGCUUUAAAACUGUAAUAUAUAGGUAGUAAGCAUGCAGGAGUUUUGUAACUUUAUUUAAAACUGAUCAAAUCAAAAUUUAUAUUAUAUGCGAGUUAUCAAUAUGAAAUUUUAAUAAACCAGAAUUAAUGGUU
Plodia interpunctella (Indianmeal moth) is the source of this 2352-nucleotide messenger RNA. RefSeq names its product Exocyst 84 (gene Exo84). The record is from RefSeq and is a predicted model, not a curated record. NCBI's taxonomy places the organism in Eukaryota, Metazoa, Arthropoda, Insecta, Lepidoptera, Pyralidae. Bases 117 to 2168 code for a protein of 683 amino acids. The transcript has a single exon. Gene Ontology annotation, cellular component: exocyst. Gene Ontology annotation, biological process: intracellular protein localization; exocytosis; Golgi to plasma membrane transport.